Molecule: messenger RNA, 1434 nt
Organism: Thyridium curvatum
Lineage: Eukaryota; Fungi; Ascomycota; Sordariomycetes; Thyridiales; Thyridiaceae
Exons: 2
Coding region: 1-1434 (477 amino acids)
Molecular function (GO): nitrite reductase (NO-forming) activity; copper ion binding
Source: RefSeq, a predicted model, not a curated record
AUGGGAUUUCUACGCCUGACAUUGUCGAAGUGCUGGACUUCAGGCCGAGUGGCUAGAGAACUUGCUCCACGAGCCAGAGUACUACUCAUCUCCCGUGGCCUGGUUGCUAGCACCCCGUUGAAGACAUCAUCGCCACGAGUCUCUAGAUUCCCGUCAGCACGCGGCUCACGAGGGUACUCAACAAAGCAGGGAGCCAAUGAUGGACGCAGCAACUCUCCCGUGGCGUCCAUUAUAACAGCUUCUGCCAUCACUGUCGCUGUUGGUGUCUACCUUUACAAGCAAGGAUUGGAGCCCACUAAGAUGGAUGCACUCAAAGUGGCUCCGACCUCGGCGAAUACGAGCAAAGGGGAUGUAACAACUCACGCUAUUUCCCUUGCCCCGGUCCGAAGCAAUGAUGCCACAGAACCAUCACUCCCAAAGGUCCUGGAACGUCUUGACGAUGACACUGUCGAUAUAUCAAAGCUUCCCAGGGAAGAUGCUAUCUUGACGACUGCACCAGAAGUUCCACCACCCAUCACAAGAGACUAUCCUGUGCUUCUCCAAGUUCCAUUGGAAACUACAACGAAAGUAACACAGUUGACAAGUCAAUACAAAUACGAGCAAUGGACCUUUAAUAAUACGGUUCCAGGACCUUUUAUACGGGCCAGAGUCGGGGACAUUGUGGAACUCACACUCACCAAUCGGGACGCCGCAGGGAACCCGCAUAAUAUUGACUGCCACGCUUUCACUGGGCCUGGUGGUGGGGCAGCAGUGACCACCGCAGAAGAGAACGAGACCAAGACCGCCCGUUUCAAGCUACUAUACCCGGGGCUAUAUGUCUAUCACUGUGCUGCAGCACCGGUACCUGUGCACAUCGCUAACGGCAUGUAUGGCCUCAUGUACGUGCAGCCAACUGAGGACCUCCCCUCUGUGGAUCGCGAAUACUACGUCAUGCAGAGCGAGUUCUAUCAUGAGCCGCCAGAGGUUGAUGAUGAUGGUCGCCCUUCUGAUACGGUGGAGUUCUCUUAUCCUAAUGGACUUCGUGAGGAACCUAACAUCGUGGCCUUUAACGGCAGCGAGUCUGCUCUGACAAGAGACCAUCCUCUCAAAGCCUUAGUUGGCGAGAGUGUCCGCAUCUUCUUUGGAAAUGCUGGGCCCAACUUGACAAGCUCGUUCCAUGUUAUCGGCUCACACUUUAGGAACGUCUACCGUGAUGGAGAUGUUCUUAGCCCUCCUGGCCGUUGUAUCCAAUCAGUUGGCGUCCCUGCUGGAGCAGCAACAAUCGUGGAUUUGAAAAUGGCCGUGCCAGAAACCUACACCUUGGUCGAUCAUGCGAUAUUCCGCCUGGACAAAGGGGCAGUCGGCUUCCUCAAUGUUUCUGGUAAGCCAAGAGAUGAUAUCUACUCGAGUGCGCAACCGCCUAGGCCGUGCGUCGGAUGCAAACUACAUGCUUGA